Molecule: messenger RNA, 2026 nt
Organism: Dermochelys coriacea (leatherback sea turtle)
Lineage: Eukaryota; Metazoa; Chordata; Testudines; Dermochelyidae
Gene: FXN
Product: frataxin
Exons: 5
Coding region: 74-646 (190 amino acids)
Biological process (GO): iron incorporation into metallo-sulfur cluster; intracellular iron ion homeostasis
Cellular component (GO): mitochondrion
Molecular function (GO): ferrous iron binding; 2 iron, 2 sulfur cluster binding; iron chaperone activity
Source: RefSeq, a predicted model, not a curated record
GUCGCGCGCAGAAGCGGCCGUUGGGGGCGGGCCGGGCCGGGCCGGGCCGACUCCUCCCUCCGGCGGCGGCGGCAUGUGGAGGCCGGCGCGCGCUGUAGCCCGGGGCCUGCGCGAGGCCGCGGGAGUCCGUGGGGCGCUCGUGGCGGGACCCGCCGCCGCCGCCUGCCGCCAGCCCGAUUCUCAUCUGCAACAAUUAGACCAUGUUCUAAAGGUUAAAAACAGAAGUGUUCAGUUUAUUGAUUUAAGAAAUGCAGGAACUUUGAAUAACAAAAGUUCUUUAGAUGAGACUACUUAUGAAAAACUUGCUGAAGAAACGCUGGACUCAUUAGCAGACUUCUUUGAAGAUCUAGCAGACAAGCCUUUUACACCUGAAGAUUAUGAUGUCUCCUUUGGGAAUGGAGUUUUAACAGCUAAACUAGGUGGAGACAUGGGAACCUAUGUAAUCAACAGGCAGACACCGAACAAGCAGAUUUGGCUGUCCUCUCCUACUAGUGGGCCCAAACGUUACGACUGGACUGGAAGAAACUGGGUGUAUUCUCAUGAUGGAGUAUCUCUUCAUGAACUACUAGCAGUGGAACUCUCUGCAGCAUUAAAAACUAAAAUAGACUUAUCUCCUUUAGUAUACUCUGGAAAAGGUGAUACUUGAUCAUUGUCUCCCUCAAAGAAAUCAAAAGACUUUGGCCUGUUGCCCCUCUUUGGUGUAUAGUUCCUAAGGUUAGCACCUUGUUCUACUUUUGUUUCAACUUCACUAUGUUGUGUAACAAUAAUGUGAACAUAAUAUAUUUUUCUUAGCUCUUCGUGUUUGUGUUUAUAUGGAUUUUUUUUUUGUGUGUCUGCAUCCAAAAUUCAUAGCUAAGAGUAUAGUAUUAAACACUGGUUGUCCCAGCCCACAUUCUUACUGGUUGGUUGGUGAUUCAUCAGUAGUGCACAGAUGGGAUCUCAUGAUUAAAGAAAACUGCUACUCGCCUUGGGUCAUAUUAAGGAACCCUUAUCCAGGUUCCAUUGAAAUCAAUUAGAUGAACUGGGAGGAGUAAGGUAAUAGUCUAUGUAAGAGCCUAUUGUGUUUAAAAGAAAAUAAGGUAAGGGAAAAUGUUUUUCUUUUCUAUAACCGGUGUAAUAGGGAUUUUCUUCUUAAAAUAUCACAGGAUUUAAUCUGAAAUUCACAUUUCUGCCUUUGCUCCUUCAGACUUAUCCUUUUAAGAUAAGCUUCCAGCUACCAAUUCUGCUAUCAGCAAGGGUCCAAAUGGUUUGUGGAGCUGAAAAAAAUACUUGAUUUAGUUUAAAUGUCUAAUGAUACAUUCAUAGUUGUAGAGAAAAGGUUAUAAAUUCCUUUCUCUAUUCCUUUUGUUAUGAGUAUCUUCAUAGAGUAAGCAUACAUUGCAUAAAUAUAUAACUCUUUAAUAUUAUUAUUAUUAUUAUUUAUUAUUAAGCAAAGCAAAGAUUUUCUGUUCCAAUAGCAAUAAGCCAUGCCAAGUUUUGCAUUGACAUAGCUCAUGCUGCACUUCUCAUGUAGUUGAAGUGAGGCACAAGACCAAAGGCAAAGUGACAACGCAAGGCUCACACUGAUGCAAACCCUGUUGUUAUUGCUACAUUCUUAAGACUGAGAAGCUGGAGUCUUCUGACUAGCUGAGAAAUAAAAGAAAUGAGGACAAAAAUAGGUGAUUCACUCUAGGUAUUACACCAAAUAACUUGUUAAAAAAAAAAAGUGACAUGCAAACAUGUGACACUAUAAAAUUUGCCUUACUAUAACAUUGCCAUUAUUUCUUUUCAAAAAUUGUAUAUAAAAAGGGAGCCCAAUUUGCUGUCACGUUUGAAAGACUGAGCCACAUUUAUGUAUGUUUUUGUUUUUAGCAUUACAUUAAGAGAGGCCUGGUACCGAUUUUGAAAUACAACAUUUUUUUGGUUUCUGAGUUCCCCAGAAAACUUCCUUGUGUUUAGAAUGAUAUGACUGCUUGGUUGGCUAAUACUGUUAUUCAUAAUUGAUGUGAUGUGUCAUUGAAAGAUAUCUAAUAAAUAUACAGUAUUC